GCGCUGCCGCUGUCCGCCGGCGCUGGGGUGGGACUGCAGCUCCCGGCGGCCGCGGGGCAGAGGGGCCCGGCCUGGGCGAGCGGCGGCGCGGGGAGGAGCCGCGGGCGGCCGUGUCGGCCCGUCACCUCGGCGCCGCGGGGAGAGGCCGGCGCGGAGGGGAGAGGCUGGCUGCGGCGGCCAAUGCGAAACUGGCUGGUGUUGUUGUGCCCCUGUGCGGUCGGGGUCGCGGUUCACCUCUGGCUGCUGCUUGGCUGUCCCAGCGGCCCCGGGAGACACCCGGCAGGUCCACUGGCCUUCUUUCCUCAGUGGAAGCUGAAACAUUAUGAUGUUAUUGUAGGUGUUUUGUCAGCUCGACACAAUCAUGAACUGCGCAGUGUUAUAAGGAGCACUUGGUUCAAGCACCUGAAACAACAUUCUGCACUGAGCCAACGUGUCCUUGUGAAGUUUAUAAUAGGUGCACAUGGUUGUGCUGUGCCAGUGGAGGACCGAGAAGACCCCUACUCCUGCAAACUUCUGAACAUCAGUAACCCAGUUUUGAAUCAGGAAAUUGAAGCAUUCAGUCUCCCUGAGGAUGUACCUUCUGAGCUAUCUGAAGACAGAAUUGUCAGUGUGAACUUUCGUGUACUUUAUCCCAUUGUCAUUACCAGUCUUGGGGUAUUUUAUGAGGCUGAUGGAGUGGGAUUCCAGAGGAACAUUACUGUAAAGCUGUACCAGGCAGAACAUGAGGAAGCUCUCUUCAGUGCUCGCUUUAGUCCACCAAGCUGUGGAGUGCAAGUGAACAAAUUGUGGUACAAGCCAGUGGAGCAGUUCAUUUUGCCAGAGAGUUUUGAAGGUACCAUUGUGUGGGAAAGCCAGGAUCUUCAGGGUCUUGUUUCAAGAAACCUUCAUAAAGUGACGGUGAAUGAUGGAGGGGGUGUUUUCAGAGUCAUUACUGCAGGGGAAGGGUCACUGCCGCAUGAGCUCACAGAAGGUGUGGAGGGAAUAGCAGGGGGUUUUAUCUACACUAUUCAAGAAGGUGAUGCUCUUUUGAAAAGCCUCCAUACUCGCCCAGAAAGGUUUACGAGUCACAUAAAAAAUCUUGACAAAGAAGAUGCUUUAUUGAAGGAAGAAAGCAGCACCUAUGAUGAUAUUGUCUUUGUAGAUGUUAUUGACACUUACAGAAAUGUUCCAGCCAAACUGCUGAACUUCUACCGAUGGACAGUUGAAUCAACAAGCUUUGAUUUGUUGCUGAAGACGGAUGACGACUGCUACGUUGAUUUGGAGGCUGUUUUUAACAGGAUAAUGCAGAAAAAACUGGAUAGGCCAAACAUUUGGUGGGGGAAUUUCAGACUGAAUUGGGCAGUUGAUCGUACUGGGAAAUGGCAAGAGCUGGAGUACCCAAGCCCUGCAUAUCCAGCUUUUGCUUGUGGAUCUGGCUAUGUCAUCUCCAAAGACAUUGUUCAGUGGUUGGCAAGCAACUCUGAAAGAUUAAAGACAUACCAGGGUGAAGAUGUGAGUAUGGGUAUCUGGAUGGCAGCUGUAGGACCUAAGCGAUAUCAAGAUAGUCUCUGGUUAUGUGAGAAGACGUGUGAGAGCGGCAUGCUGUCUUCCCCACAGUACUCUCCCCAGGAACUGAGAGAGCUCUGGAGACUAAAGGAACUUUGUGGAGACCCUUGUAGAUGUGAGGAAAGAUGAUGGGAUCUGCCUUGGAAAACAGGGCAGCAUAUAACGAUCGUGGAAAAGUGUACAUUUGGAUUCAUUCUUGGAACAAUAGGGAGUAUUAAGGUAUCUUUUAAUGGUGGCUUUCAACUAAAGUAUUACAAUAUUUGCACAUCCCUUUUGAUAAUUACAAGUGGACUGAUAUUAUUAAUUUUCUAUUGUAUAGGUGUUGAUCUGACAAAAACCAAAAUGUUUAAGAUAAAAAAUUUCCUUUUUAUAUAAAGUCAAAGACCUACUUGUAAUUAAUAAAUGCACAUAAGAAUGCCAA
Pezoporus flaviventris is the source of this 1966-nucleotide messenger RNA. RefSeq names its product beta-1,3-N-acetylgalactosaminyltransferase 2 (gene B3GALNT2). Lineage: Eukaryota; Metazoa; Chordata; Aves; Psittaciformes; Psittacidae. The transcript has 12 exons. Gene Ontology annotation, cellular component: membrane. Gene Ontology annotation, molecular function: hexosyltransferase activity. The record is from RefSeq and is a predicted model, not a curated record. The coding region runs from base 181 to 1674 and encodes 497 amino acids.